Molecule: messenger RNA, 899 nt
Organism: Tauraco erythrolophus (red-crested turaco)
Lineage: Eukaryota; Metazoa; Chordata; Aves; Musophagiformes; Musophagidae
Source: RefSeq, a predicted model, not a curated record
GACUAUCAAGAAGCUUCUAAUUUGGAGCAGUUUGUGACUCGCUUUCUUUUGAAGGAAACACUGAACCAGCUUCAGUCCCUCCAGAGCUCCCUGGAGUGUGCCAUGGAAACCACAGAGGAGCAGACUCGGCAGGAGAGACAAGGCCCAACAAAACCAGAAGUGCUCUCAAUUCAAUGGCCAGGAAAACGCUCAGCUCGAAGGCUUCAGAGGAACAACAGUCUGUUGCCUAAUAGCCCUCAUUUUAGCACAGGUUGGACUGAGGAAGACAGCCAGUGGAUGACCCAGAUAAACAGACUCCAAAAGCUGAUUGACAGGCUGGAAAAGAAGGACUUAAAGCUUGAGCCAUUUAAAGAGGAAGUUUUGGAAGAAAACGCAAGAUCUCACAUAAUGAUUGUUCAACGUCAAAUGUCUGUGAUAGAAGAAGAAAUUGAGGGAUUCCGGCUUGCUCUGAAGCAGUAUGUGGAAUCUGCUUCUGCUCAGGGAGGCUGCUUGCAUGUUUCCAUACAGAAGCUUCCAAGUGAUUCCCGCUUCAUUGUUUAUGAGUUCUGGGAGAACAGCAAUGCCUGGAAUAGUCACCUUCAAAUGAAUUACAGCAAGACCUUCCAAAGAAGUAAUGUGGACUUCUUGGAAACUCCAGAGCUCAUCACAACAAUGCUAGUCCCUGCAUCGUGGUGGGUCCUCAAUAACAACUAGAAGCUGUGGUUCCAAGUCAUGUUAAUGUUGCAUUGUUUUUCACUACAAGAACAUUCAUAUGGCAGUGUAGAGGUGCGCUGGGUUAUGAAUUUAUGAUAUGAUACUGUUUGUUAUUAUGGAUGUUAUCUUUUCCAUUUUAAAAUAUGGAAAACUGCACAUUUAUUGCCUUCUCUUCUUGUGACUAGAUCAGUGAAAUGAUGCAUUCU